AUGCACGCAAAGGAGAUCGCCAUGCUCGCUUUUGAGAUGCUGGACACGGUGGCGAAGUAUAAGAUUAAGCACCUGCCAAAGACGAAACUUCGCCUGCGAAUUGGCCUGCACAGUGGACCGGUUUCCGCGGGCGUGGUCGGCCUGAAGAUGCCCAAGUACCUGGUCUUUGGGGAGACGGUCAGUACGGCGCAGAAGAUGGAGGCGAGUGGCGAGCCGAUGCGGAUUCACGUCUCAAAGACGUGCAAAGAGGUUCUGGACAGCUUUGGAAUGUUUCAGUUCAGUGAACGUAGUGGCGAGGGAGUUGAUGUUGGGGGCAAAGUUUCCAUUAAAACCUACUGGCUGGAGGCGUUGGUCGAGGCAAAGCCUCAACAACAGCAACAGCUGCUACGUCGGAAGUAA
Messenger RNA from Rhagoletis zephyria (snowberry fruit fly), 399 nucleotides. The record is from RefSeq and is a predicted model, not a curated record. Lineage: Eukaryota; Metazoa; Arthropoda; Insecta; Diptera; Tephritidae.